AUGGAGGGCAGCCCAGAGCAGCUCUGCCUGGGCAGGAUGCCAGCGGAGGCAAGGGACAGCCAGGGCUUGGCUGAACUCCAGGAGCUGGCCCUGAAGUGGUUCAUGGAGACGCAGGCCCCCUACAUCCUGCAGAAUGGAGCCCUGCCCCCUUGGUUUCAUGGAUUCAUCACCCGCAAGGAGACAGAGGAACUACUCAAGGACAAAGCUCUUGGUUCCUUCCUCAUCCGCCUCAGUGACCGGGCUGCUGGCUACAUCUUGUCCUACAGGGGCAACGAUCGCUGCCGGCAUUUUGUCAUCAACCAGCUCCGAAACCGGCGCUACCUUAUCUCGGGGGACACCCUUAGCCACAGCACCCUGGAGGAGCUCGUGCGCUACUACCAGGAGGCGAAGCUGGAGCCCUUCGGAGAGACCCUCGCUGCUGCCUGCCCCAGGCCAGAGGACAAUGAUUUGUAUGAUGCCAUCAACAUGGGCCUCCAGCAGAGCAGCCUGGGUCUGGGAGAUCCACCUUCCAUUGACUCCUCAGUGACUCCCAACAAGGCCACCAGCCCCAGCCUCCCUCCAAAGCCCCAAGUCUCCUUCCUGCACACCAAGAAGUGCCUGACUGUGGGUUCCCGGACCCUCUCCAAGGAGGAGAGUGCAGAGCCCCCUAACAGGUGCCCUCCCAUCCCCCAGAGGAACCCCUCUCUUCUGGAUGAGCCUCCGGCAGGGCCCGGUGACAUCGGUGACAUCGUCUACGCAGACCUGAGGAAGAUGAAGGGAGCCCAGCCAGGCCUGGGGGCAGAGGUGUCUUGCAGGUCUAGCCCAGCGCUGGCUGGCAGCUCGGCUUGCUCCCUAGGCUGGGAGACCUUGAGGAAACCUUCUGGUGGAGAUCAGAACAGGCCUGAUGGCCCAGGGCCUGCCCUAUCUGGAGUGAAGCCAGACCAGGGCCUUGUGGUGUCUUCCACUGCCUCGGGGUUCCUCCUGCCCACCAGUUCUGAGGCCCUGGGGUCCCGGGCUACUACCUGGAGGCAGUUGAGCCAUGAGGCUCAGUCCUCCUCUGAGGUCAGCUCUACAGACACCUACCAGCUCGUUGGGACGGCAGACCUGCGACCGGUGGCCAGGGAUGUAGCAGACCAAGGAGGCCUGGCCUACGAGCAGAUUCCGACCUGCUGGAGCAGCGUCACCAGGAUCCCACACCCUGUGGUCAGUCCUACAUACAGCAAGCUGUCCGGGCCUGUGGACUGUGCCUAUGAGAGCAUCUUGGGGACCUCAGGGUUCCCGGAGCCUAGAAACACCUAUGAGCAGAUCCCAGCAUCCAAGGCAGGACGCACACACAAGCCCGACAAGCUCCGAAGGCUCUUCUUCAUGGACAAGAAACACAAGUUCUGAGGAGGGCCUGCCAUGCAGUGGAUUUCCUGGCACCCGGACACCUUCAGCUCACCUCAACGUGUGGCCCAACCAGUCACUGUGGAACCAGGCUCAGAGAACCAGCGUUCGCACCUGCUGGGCAAGGGGCACGAGGGGCCUCGCAGCCA
This is a messenger RNA of Jaculus jaculus (lesser Egyptian jerboa), 1514 nucleotides long. It is a transcript of the gene Sh2d7, whose product is annotated as SH2 domain containing 7. The record is from RefSeq and is a predicted model, not a curated record. Gene Ontology annotation, cellular component: cytoplasm. The transcript is spliced from 6 exons. Bases 1 to 1368 code for a protein of 455 amino acids. Lineage: Eukaryota; Metazoa; Chordata; Mammalia; Rodentia; Dipodidae.